Molecule: messenger RNA, 291 nt
Organism: Clunio marinus
Lineage: Eukaryota; Metazoa; Arthropoda; Insecta; Diptera; Chironomidae
Source: the annotation of a GenBank genome assembly
AUGAAAUGUUCGCGAAUGCAUUUAAGUGACAGACGCUACAAACCACCACCAAAAAUUUCCAAGAGUGAAAAUGUUAUGCCGAUAAUUCGUCCAUGUAUACAAAGCGCAUUAACUGAACUUCCACAACGAUUUAGCAGUGUUCGCUCGUACAGCGUUUUCGUUGAGAAAUUGAAUGAACAUGUGUUUGAAUGUUUUGAUGUUGAAUCCAGGAGAGUAUCGUGGAGAAAUUCAAAUGAUGCUUUGGUGUGCGAAUUUGUUGCUUUACCGAAUCCGCUUAGGCCAUUAAAAUAA